Symbiodinium natans is the source of this 3054-nucleotide messenger RNA. NCBI's taxonomy places the organism in Eukaryota, Dinophyceae, Suessiales, Symbiodiniaceae. The record is from the annotation of a GenBank genome assembly.
AUGCUGCAAGAACUUCACCUCACCAAAGAGGACCUUAAGACUGAGACCCGUCACUUGAUGAAUUUGGGGUUUGUGCUAUUUGGUGUUGCUAGUCCGAAAAGUGCAAAAGGCAACCCCCUGGGAGGAGUAGGGAUUGCAGUCAAAAAUCACUUGGGGCCCAGGAUUCUAGUGACCUUCCACGCCUCGCAAGGCUGCGGUUAUGUCAUUGUGGCGUUGCGCUCCAAAGGGGUAGAUUUCAAUUGGAUCUCCUUGUACCUGGCAAGUGGGACUGGCUUGGAUAGCCCAGUCAAUGAUCUCAUCCUGUCCAGUCUUACCCAACAUUUGUCCCUCCUUCAAGGUAUGUGGGUGGUUGGUGGAGAUUUUAAUGUUCCGAUUCAGGACUUCCUUAACUCCAGGUAUGAAGAAAGGUGGCAGGGCCGGGUGGUUGGCAGUGGGUCUCCUACGGCGGGAGGGGACUCCGAGAUUGACUUCUUCGUCGUCCACCCCAGUCUCCAGUCCCUGUCUACGGUCCGGCUGUCUUUUGACACUCCUUUCAAGCCUCACGGACUUCUAACCUUGGACGUGCCAGUGCACUCCCUCCAGUUGAGAGUCCCCACCAUCAGGUCGGUGGUGUCCCCGGCCCCCUCCUCCUUCCACGCAAGCUCCCCAGUCCAGCUGGUCCAGAUCCUGGAUGUGGCGUCCCAGGAGGAGUCCUCUCUCGCCUUGGGCCAAUGGUCCCGCGACCUUCAGUCGGAGGCCCAGGCCACCACAGGAAAGGGCUGGUGGGUCGACCUUCCCCGCAGGCCGUUGGCCUCGCACCCACUUGGCGGAGGUGCCUGGACAGGAGGGCCUAUGGCUAUCUGGGAUAGAUGGCGCACCUGGCUUCAGACAGGGAUGGUCCCCAAAUCCUCAGAGGCCUUCGCCUCCAUCCCUCCGGACGACCCCCUUCUUCCCGUCCUAAAGGACUGGGUUCAUGCUGAUGACCGCAGCAGCCUCACUCGGGAGUUGGUGCCCCAGGUUGAGGCAAAAUAUAAGGAAGCUUUAGCCUCCCAGACCUCCCAGAACUCCGAGUCUUACUCCAAGUGGCUAGAAGAGGCGCAAAAUGAUCACCUCCGCCCCCUUUACCGCUCCCUUCGAGCUGAUGAGCAAACCUUGGAACGGCCGUAUCGGGAGUUCACUCCCCUGGCGCGGCCCUAUAAACGGCUCGAAUUUUGGUGCGAGGUCUGGCAGGGUAACCUGGUGUCGCCAGCUCCGCUCCAAGGGGAAGUAUGGGAUGCCUUGUUUGACUUAGCCCGGGAGCAGGUCCGUUCCCUGCCCAAGCAUUCUGCUAGCUCUGUCGCUAAGAUAUGCGCCGCCAGGAAUCCCAAAAAAGGAGGCCCGGACGGCUGGGAUUUCAAUGAUCUUCGAGACCUGCCUCGGGACGCGUAUGCAGUCCUAGCCAACGUCUUCAACAAAAUGGAGGAGGACCUUGCCAUUCCCCUCCAAGUUUCCCAGGUCCAGAUUGUACUUCUGGCCAAGAGUGCCUUGAAGGAAAGACCUAUCGGUCUUACCUCGGUCUUGUGGCGGCUUUGGUGUAAGACUCGGCGGUUCCUGGUUAGCCAGUGGCUGGACUCUUACAUCCCGGAUCAUCCUUUUGACUCGGCGAUUCCAGGCCGAACCUCGUUGGACGUUGCCCUGGCCAGGAAAUGCUCCAAAGAGUCUGCCAGAGUCAAGGGUUUGCACACUGUCUCGUUGUUUGUUGACAUUAAUGGGUUUUACGAUAGCGUCUCUUGGCAGAGGCUUUGCGAACAAGGCUUGCGGUUGUCUUUCCCAGCCUUGGCCCUGUGCCUCUCCCUUCGCCUCUACCAAGGAGGUCGCACGGUGGUGGGGGAAUCCCAGCCCAGUCCCACCAUCUUCCCAGGCCGGGGCAUGAUCCAGGGAUGCCCGUACGCUCCCACCUUGGCCAAGCUCACUAUGUCUGAACCCUUACAUAGACUGAAACGAGUCACAGGCUUGCAUCAUUGCGACGUAUGGUUGGACGAUGUCUCUGCAGACUCCCUCCAUGCCUCGCCGGAUAUAGCCGCGGGAGCGGCUUAUGAAGCCUUUCGAGUGCUCAAGGCCAGUCUUCAGGCUGAAGGUCUUGUCCUCAGCCAAGAGAAAACCAAAUUUGUGGCCGGAACACCCCGCUCGGCCGCGGCGCUGCGACAGCUGCUGCGGCCAGGGGACCCUGACAUAGUCGACGUGGUCAAGGAUUUAGGCCUUGACAGUGGCAGUGGCCGUCGGCGCAGGACUACUACUGCCCAGAAACGCUUCCGGGUAGGUAGCCUUCGUAACCUGAAGUUGGGUAAGCUUCGUAUCCCGUCACGCCGCGUCCGGCUACGGUUGCACCGUUCUAGUGUGGUCACCUCGGGUCUUUAUGGCCAUGAAGCACAAGGGGUUGCCCCUAAACAUAUGAAAACCAUGCGCGCAGCGGUAGCCCGACACGCAGGCAGGAGCCGAUACGGUUCAACGGAUACCAUCCUAGAUAUGACGGCCCACGAGGUUCAGGAUCCCUACCUUAUUGUGGUAACCCAGCACGUGGAAAGUCUUUUCAGGAUGAUGGCCAGAUGUAACCGCAUGGGAUGGGAGGCAGUAAAGGACACUUGGCGAGUGGUCUGGAAGCGGCUGGAGGCUGCGAAGCACGGUUGGUCCGUGGUCACUGGACCCAUCUCUGCCAUGUGUCAAUACCUCCGCGACCUCCAGGUCGACGGCCAUGAUCCUUCCCGCUGGGUUUUUGAGGAGCGUGUUCUCGAGAUCAAGCCCUCUGAGGUUUCGGUUGUCUGCCAAACCUCGUCUUUCCUCAUGGACAUCAUCAAAACCCAGAGGUCUCGUCGCAUUGGAUCGGCUUCGUCGGCAGCGGGUGCUGCUGGCGGGGUCGACUGGACGGUCCCGCGUCGCCUGCUCAAGUCAGUGCGCACCAAAACAACCCGGUACGCCUACCGGGCUGUUUUCCAAGGGUCCAGCCGUAGCCAUUUUGGCUCAAGCCAUUUUGGCUCAAGCACCUCGGUUCGAGUAAGGUGCACAGAAAAAUUUUUGUCUCUUCUAACCUGGGCUUGA